AUGAGGUUGUGUCCAGCUCCGAAUGCCAGCAAGAAGAGAAUGUUUUUCGCGAGUCAGGAGGAAAAUAUCAUUUUGAAUAGCCGCCCAACGAAUUGCCAAGGCCCUUUAUCAAGGCGUGUUCUCCCAAUUCUCAAUGACGAAACUCUCGAAGUAACAGCUGAAGACCAUGAGUGGACGAGAGAAUUUCUCAAUCUCAUGGCCACUAGCUAUUCUGAGAGUCCUGUCAUUGAACCUCUCACGGACUUCAUCCAGCUGAUGACUUUUAUAAGACGUUGGUCCAAGUACCAGACACUGAACAAUACAGAUGCCAAUGAUUUUACCCACAUCCUCGACAAUACAUCUCAGGAAAAUGGUCCUGUGCAGUUCAACUAUGAAAGCUGGUUAACAGAUGACCAGGAAAAACUCGUGUUCAAAGCAAAAGCUGGUGACACUCCGCUUGUUGUCAAGUUUACACAGAGAUAUAAUGCGCUUGUGUGCCGGCAGUGGGCAUGCACCAAAGCUACUUUAUGUCGGUGA
Molecule: messenger RNA, 516 nt
Organism: Paraglomus occultum
Lineage: Eukaryota; Fungi; Glomeromycota; Glomeromycetes; Paraglomerales; Paraglomeraceae
Source: the annotation of a GenBank genome assembly